AUGGCGAUGGCGAUGAUCUCGGACUCCUCUCCCCAGCUCGGGCCCCCGGCGACGCUCGAUCUCGGGCUGGCCACACCGGCAUUGAUGGGAGAAUGCUCCGCCGCCGCGGGGGCGGAGCAAGGGGUCCAAUUGAGGAGGAAGGGAACGCUGGAGCAGCAGCUGAGAAAAGCCGCGGACGAGGAGCGUAACAUGGCAGCCACAACGACGACAGGGGGGGGCACGGUGGCGGCGGGGGCGGGGUCGGCGGCGGGGGCAGCAGGGGGGAGUGGAUCGAUUGGGGGCGGAGGGGGUAGCGGCGCUGGCGGGGCUGGCGGCGGCGCUGGCGGAGACGAGGAUCUCACCGUCAAGACAAUGCGUAAGCGCUACGAGGGACUGCUGCUAGUGAGGAGCAAGGCCGUCAAGGGCAAGGGCGCGUGGUACUGGUCACACCUGGAGCCGAUCCUCGUCCACAAUCCCGACACUGGCACGCCCAAGGCCGUGAAGCUGCGAUGCGGCCUCUGCAACGCCAUGUUCUCCGCCUCCAACCCCUCGCGCACCGCCAGCGAGCACCUCAAGCGCGGCACUUGCCCUAAUUUCAGCGGCGCCUACCGCCCCCUCGGAUCGUCCCCGCCUCCGCCAGCGGCGGGCGUGGCGGCCGCCGCUGCCGCGAUCGCCACCGCCACCACCCCGAAAUCCUCCUCCGGCCGCAAGCGCGCCGCGGCAUUGUCCUCGCAGAAUCAACAGCAGCAGCAGCAGCAGCAGCAGCAAAGCCUCGCGAUCGUGCCAGCGGCGCCACCGGCUCCCGGAUCGUCGGUUCCAGCGGGAUCGGGCGCGGCGGCGGCACCGGCGGCGCUGGAUGAGAGGCUGCCGCUCCACCUCUCGGGCGGCAAGGAGGAUCUGGGCGCGCUGGCGCUGCUCGAGGACAACGUGAAGCGGAUCAAGAGCCCCGGACUGAAGCCUGGUUCUAGCGGCGGUGGCCUCACCAAGGAGCAAGGGGAGGCCGCCAUCGCGCUCCUCGCGGACUGGCUCUACGAGUCCCACGCCACCGUGCCCCUGGCGGUGGUAGAGCAUCCCAAAUUCCGGGCCUUCCUCGCGCAGAUCGGGCUCCAGGGCGCGGCCAGCCGGCGGCUCCUGGCGGGGCCGCGGCUGGACGCGCGAUUCGAGGAGGUGAAGAGGCAAUCCGAGGCUCGGCUGGGCGACGCGCUCUUCUUCCAGAUCUCCACCGAUGGCUGGAAGCGCCGCUCGAUCUUUCCAAUCUCUCCUUCCUUGGCGCUGUCCUCCCCGGCGGCGAUGGCAAUGGCGGCGAUGGCGAUGGAUCCUUCUUCCUCCCCUUCCAGCGUCAGCGAUCUCGUCUACAUCACGAUCAAUCUCCCCAAUGGCAGCAGCCUCUUCUGGCGCGCGCUGCCGAUCGGCGGUAGCGGCGGGGCGAAGGCAGUGGAGGCGAUCCUCGAGGAGGCGGUGGCGGCGCUGUGCGGCGGAUCGCCGGAGCGCUGCGUGGGGAUCGUGGCGGACGCGGGCAAGGCGGUGAACAAGGCGCUGCGCGAGGUGGAGUCCCGGCGGUCCUGGAUCGUGAGCGUCCCCUGCCAGGCACAGGCCUUCGCCAGCCUCCUCCGCGACUUCGCCAAGCGAUCCCCGCUCUUUCGAUCCGUCGCAACCGACUGCCUCAAGCUCGUCGCCUUCUUCUCGGGCAAUCACCCCGCACGGACGCUCCUCCAGCGCUUCCAGCGCGACGCCUACGCGAGGAUCCGCGCCCUGGCGGAGCUCGCCGAGGCGGCGGCGACCGCAGCAGCAUCAGCGAGCUCCUCCUCCGCCAGCGCGGCCGAUCGCGACACGGUGGAUCCCGCGCUGGCGCUGCUCCUCCCGGACGGGAUCGCCGCCAGCGCGCGCGCGCUCCACGCCAUCGUCGCGGACGCGUCCUUCAAGAUGGUGUACGCUGGCGGGGACGACCCGGCGGCGCGCGAGGCAUCGGAGAUCGUCCUCUCGCAGGGGUUCUGGAAGGAUUUGGAGGCGGUCCAGGCGAUCUCGCGGGUGGUGGCGGUGAUGAUCCGCGACAUGGAGGCCGAGCGCCCGCUCGUCAGCCAGUGCCUGCCAAUGUGGGAGGAGCUCCGGGACAAGCUCAUGGAUUGCUGCGCGCGGCAUGGAAAGGAUCAAGCGUCGAUCAUGCGGCUGAUCCAGGCGCGAUUCACGACGAACUACCACCCGGCGUGGUCGGCUGCGCUGGUACUCGACCCGCUCUACCUCGUCAAGGACGCAAACAACCGCUACCUCCCGCCAUACAAGAUCCUGAGCUCCGAGCAGGAGAAGGACGUGGAUCGGCUCAUCACGCGGCUGGUUUCGCGCGAGGAGGCGCACAUCGUGCUCAUGGAGCUCAUGAAGUGGCGGUCCGAGGGGCUGGAUCCGCUGUACGCGCAGGCGGUGCAGGUGAAGGAGACGGAUCCGGCGACGGGGAGGGUGAAAUGUAUGAGCGGGCAGAGCCGGAGGCUGGUGUGGGAGACGUGCUUGAACGAGUUCCGGCUGCUGGGAAAGGUGGCGGCGAGGUUGAUCUUCUUGCAUGCGACGUCCGGGGGGGUGAAGAGCUGGGCGCUCAAGGUGGCGGGGAAAGGUGGCGGAGGGUUUGGAGGCGGAUUUGGGGGCCUUGGGAGGGUGGCGGCGGAGCGGGCGGGGAAGAUGAUGUACGUAGCGGCGCACGCGAAGCUGGAGCGGCAUGAUUUCGUGACUGACGAGGAGCGGGAGUUUUUGGCGGCGGCGGUGGAGGAGGAGGAGGAGAUGGGUGGCGGCAGCUUGGCACGGACGAGUAGUGGGACUAACAGGGAGGGUGCCGACGGUGGGAAUGGUGAAGAUUGGGGGGAGGAGUCGAUCGAAAUAACGAGAGAGGCGAGGCGACUGAGGAAGAAAUUGGGACUCUUGGAGGAGGAUCAAGAUUUGCUUGGCACCGGUUUUGAUGGGACAGUGUCUGGUUUUGGUUCGAGGAACUUAAGGAACGGUUCAAAUCAAUCAAGCAAACGGGAUAAGGAGACGACGACGAUAUCUGGAUCUGCGGCGGCGAUCGUCUUAACGUUAAGCCUCUUGCUUUUCUGCGUAGUUUUGGCUUUCGCUGAAUUCAAUCAAGAGAAGAACGGGCUUUGA
Selaginella moellendorffii is the source of this 3105-nucleotide messenger RNA. RefSeq lists its product as uncharacterized. The record is from RefSeq and is a predicted model, not a curated record. The coding region runs from base 1 to 3105 and encodes 1034 amino acids. The transcript has 4 exons. NCBI's taxonomy places the organism in Eukaryota, Viridiplantae, Streptophyta, Lycopodiopsida, Selaginellales, Selaginellaceae.